Messenger RNA from Trematomus bernacchii (emerald rockcod), 2632 nucleotides. RefSeq names its product chromosome unknown C2orf42 homolog (gene cunh2orf42). The record is from RefSeq and is a predicted model, not a curated record. The transcript is spliced from 8 exons. NCBI's taxonomy places the organism in Eukaryota, Metazoa, Chordata, Actinopteri, Perciformes, Nototheniidae. Gene Ontology annotation, cellular component: nucleus. The coding region runs from base 101 to 2047 and encodes 648 amino acids.
GGAGCAAUGGCGACGGUCGAGACGGAUUUGGAGGCCAGAGUAGACCUGAAUGUGACCAAACAGAAGCCGAACACAGCAGGUUAGAAUCAAUUUCCUUCCAAUGGAGAGUCUGAAAAUGGAAACAGAGGUGACUGUGUCCUCCUCAGUGAGCGUGGUCUCCUCCUCUGCUACCCAGACUACCAUCUCUCAGGCCACCCUGGCAUCGAAGCAGAGAGACGGCCGAAAACCCACAGCCACGACUCCCCCCUUCCUCUCCAACCUGGGGAGGGCCACCCUGCGGGGGAUUCGCAAGUGUCCGCAGUGUGGCGUCUACAAUGGCACCCGCGGGCUCAGCUGCAAGAACAAAGCCUGUGGGAUUUCCCUCAGAAAUGCUUCUACCACGGCGGGCAGGAAAAGCAAGAAAUGUGGAGUGGAGGUGGUGAAAGUGAUAAUAGACAGUGAGGAGAGUGUCGGGAAAGAGGGUGCAGGAGGAGUCCUGGGUGGCGGCUCAGGUGGAGGAGUCCAGGUGUUUUCAGUGAGUCACAAAGGCAGAGGAGCCACAGCGACGCAGCUGGGCUUUGUUGAACUCGUCCCCACGGAUACGGCUAUAGCUACAGGAGACGGUGCCACCCUGCUAACUCGCAUCAACCUGGGGCGCUGCUUCUUGCCCUCAUGCAGGCAGGGUCAAAGGUCAAAUCAGGGUGAGACAGAAUCAGCGGUGGCCGGUUCAAAACAGUCCUCCGACAGCCUCUGCGUCCACAUUAAACAAGCGAUUGAGUGUCAGAGUCGCGCAACACCACUGACCUUAAAGAGCUCCGUGCUGGAGGGGCUGCAGGCCUCCAUUCAAGCCAAGGAGGAGCUGUGGAGGCUGGCCACGGAGUCUCCUGGCCCCCUGGUGCAGCGCGUGGCAAAAGACACCCUGGUGGUGAAGUGCCACACAGAUUCCCAGCAUCCUCUGGGGCUGCUGCAUCUCACUGUAGGAGCAGGUGGACUGUCGGAGGUUAAGAGCGAGGGGAAGGGCAGAGAGCAGCAGCACACGGUGUGUCACUGCGCCUGUCAGCUCAGCAGCAGGAGAGGUAAACCUGGUGCUGAUGGAGCAGGUGGAUCGUCCGCCAACUCUCUUCCUCCAGCUCCCAGCUCACAGCCCUGCCUUCACUUCUACGCCUGUGUGUGUGCCUUUGCAAGCGACGAGAAACUGGCAACAGAGUUUGCUGCUUUCAUCAACUACACCCCGAGUGGUGUGCAGCAGAACGCCACCAGUAGGCUCUUCAGUCUCAGUGAGAAGCCUCUGCAGCAGGUCGAACCCUUCAUCUCUCAUCACACAACAAAGAAGCUUCGCCUGGAUGAUUCUCUCUCUGGCAGUACGCAGGCUGUGGAUGAGCGUACGGUGACCAUGGGCUUCCAGCAGUGGCUGGCCAGCGUCACAGAGAGGAUCCACCAGACCAUGCACUACCAGUUUGAUGGGAAACCUCAGCCUCUGGUGUACCACGUCCCCCAGGAGUUCUUCAACGCUCUGCAGCAUCGCCUGUCGCUGGGCUCCAAGAAGAGGAGGCUGCCCAACUUCACAACAGCGUUUGUGAGGAAUGAUGGACUUCCUCUCGGCUCUUUCUCCAAGUACACCUGGCACAUCACCAAUCUCAUGCAGGUCAAACGCAUCUUUGACACCUCAGAGCUGCCUCUGGAGCUCUCUCAGAGCUUUGUAAAAAACGCUGACAGCUCGUAUUCACGUUUUCACUGCCCUGAGCCUCCGCCUGAACCAGAACUACCAGAUGGAUUCAGAACAGAUCGGCCGCAGGCUAUACGACCGAUGGAGCUCCGAACCUUCCUCAAAGUUGGACCAGCGGAUCAGAAGGAUGCCAGUCCGUUUGUGAUCGAGUGGAUCCCUGACGUUCUGCCUCGCUGUCAGAUGGGGGAGCUCAGGAUCAGCUUCGAAUUUGGACACCAGCAGAGCGGCCAACAGGACAUCUGUGACAAAACGAGUGUGGCAGAGAAAGGAGGUCCUAAUAAAUCGGACUCAACCCAACCCAAACUCACAAAGGCUGCUGAAAUCCUUCCGGUGGUUGUGUAGUGACAGUAAUCAGUGUCAAACCUGCAAUAAUCCAUUUAACUGCCUCUCUGGGUUUAAAGAUAUGGAUUAAUAUGACUCAUUGACUUAUACAGCAUGUAAUACAUUUAUUAUUAUGCAAGUUAUGGAUAAUCAAUUGCCAUAUGAUUCAUAUGGCAAUCUGAAAAUACUAAUGAUAAAUAUCAUACUGAUAUGAAGGACAGUAUGAUAUUUAUCAUUAGUAUUUUCAGACAAUCUAGUCUGUUGUACACAACUCAUCAUAAUGCCUUUUAUACUGAAUGCUAAGUAUUCAUUACAUCAAACUCAAAGAAAAACAACAAAAAGGAAGAAUAUUUUGGGAAAAAUGCCUUUUUGUUGAAACACAAUAAGACACAUCAUACAACCAGAAAGAAGAAAAACGUAUACCUUGUAUUUAAAACUAAAUAAGACAUUUUAAUGAACUUGAUAGUUUACUACAGAUGAAAAUGUUUCUUCCAAUGGGAAAACACACAUUCACUAUUCCCUAACCUUUCCUAAAGGUUAACUGACCUGUAUUUGUGUUCAAGAUGUCUGUGUUUCUAUGGAAACCAUAAAGGAAAUAAAACACAU